Messenger RNA from Alternaria rosae, 651 nucleotides. RefSeq lists its product as uncharacterized. The transcript is spliced from 2 exons. Lineage: Eukaryota; Fungi; Ascomycota; Dothideomycetes; Pleosporales; Pleosporaceae. The record is from RefSeq and is a predicted model, not a curated record. The coding region runs from base 96 to 551 and encodes 151 amino acids.
CAUCAUCGACAUCCAACCUCAUUCCAUAUCCCGUCUUCCACCGCGCACAAAAGACCACCUGCUCUGCUCCAUACUACCUUCCAUUCACUGCCAAAAUGGACAACCGCGCAAUUCGCCUCCCCCCAACAACACGCCGCAACAUCUUCGCCGCCCACACCACCCAACAACAACAAACGCAAUCACAACAACCACCCGCUCGUCGGCAGAACCAAGCUGCACCUUCUAUCCGCCCCGACAGCCGCGAAAUAGAACAAGACAUCUUCAUGCAGCCCACCCAAGACGAGUUCGUUGAGCGCGACGACAUCGGGGAAUACGUUGUCAAAGCGCCGGCGCCUGUGUACAGGGAGAUGGGUGUGGGGAGUGAGGGGGAUGAGGAGGGCGAGCAAGAAAACGAAAUGAUACAACUCUACGGCAAGACCAACGCACAAUGGGAUGCCGUCGUCGUGGAAGAGGAGAUUCGGGCUGCGUUGAAGAGUAGUCUCAAGAAGAAGGUCGCUAGUUUGGAGGAUGAUAGGUGGAUGUUUGAGGGGGAGGGGGAGGGCAGGAAGUAGAUGAGGGUUUUGUUGGAGAUGGGUAUGUGGGGUUGGGCUUUUGAGAGGGAGGGUGGCGUUUGAUUGUAUGAUACCCUAGUAUAUGGUUAUUGGAAUUGAU